Medioppia subpectinata is the source of this 1974-nucleotide messenger RNA. The record is from the annotation of a GenBank genome assembly. NCBI's taxonomy places the organism in Eukaryota, Metazoa, Arthropoda, Arachnida, Sarcoptiformes, Oppiidae.
AUGGCUUACAGGAGAAUGACAUCACAAUCGGCGGUCAUUUGUCUGCUAAUCGUUGGCCACUAUAUGUCCGCCAAUUCGUCGCCGAGUCCUUCGCCAUCCGAGCCGUCGGUUGAGCCACAAGUGGUGACCAACGCGUCCGACGAUAACGCCGUCCCCAACACUGGCGCCGACUCUUCGUCCGUACCGUCGAUGCCUAUCACCGGAUCAGCUGACGAGUUGUCAAAAACGGCAAACACGUCGUCGGGUUCUGACGGCCAGAAUGGCGGCGACCACUCGGCGCCAGUGGUGAACGAUAGCAAACAGCCGGUCAUUGACCCGAACCGGUUGCCAGACAUACCGGUGGUUGAACUGCCGUCUGUGCCGACACCCGCGCCGCCAAAUGAGAUGCUGUCGUUCGAGGAAUGGCGUAAGAAGAUCGCAGAAAAGGCUGUUCACCAACAGCUCCGACAACAACAACAACAACAGCAGCAACAGAACGGACAGCUGUCGGCCGGCGUUAAGGCAACCGGCGCUCAGGGCGGGGGCGGUGGCCAACAGUUGGGAAGCCAGGCCUCGGGCGCCACCGGAACGGGACAGACAUCACCCGAAGUGGUGAACGGAGGCGUCCCUCUGAAGUCUAAACCCAUGGCCUCACCGAAGAGGACACGCAAUUUUGCGUCACACGAAUGCGGCGCUAAGAUUGUGGACAGCAAUCCUGAAUCCGAGUCUGUUCUCAGAAUAUUGAACGAACAAACGGACGAAUAUAUGCUAAACCCGUGCAAAGCCAAGAUCUGGUUUGUGGUGGAGUUAAUAUUGAACGAACAAACGGACGAAUAUAUGCUAAACCCGUGCAAAGCCAAGAUCUGGUUUGUGGUGGAGUUGUGCGAAACAGUGCAGCCCAACCACAUAGAGUUGGCCAACUUUGAGCUCUACUCGUCGGUGCCCAAGGAGUUCAACAUACAGGCCAGCGAUCACUACCCGACCCGCGACUGGUCCUCAUUAGGCAUGCACAUUUCAAGCGCAAGACGAGCGGUCAGAGCAACGCUGUGUCUCGACGCCAAUCAGUUGACGGCCGCCGGUGUCGAGGAAGAAGAGUCGCCCAUCGCUGAAGAGAUGUUGGGCGGCGAGGAGUCGGCGCACAAUCUGUUUGGCACCGCCAGAGACGCCGUGUUUAAUAUUGUCCGCAAAGCGGCGCAGGCUCUCAAUGGUUGUUUGACAACGGACAUAAAUUUCCGCAACAAACGCCAACAGUUGUACUCUUUGAUGAUUAGCCAGUAUUUGUCGCAUGGCUGGAAGCCUAUAAUGGAUGACUGGGCGGCCGCACCCGUCUCUAAUGCCAUUGAUAGCAGCGUUCCCGCGUUUAAUAGCGCCUCAAUUGUGGACACUGGGGCCACGUUUGCCCGAUCGACCCCUUCAUCCACAUCCGUAAUGGCCAGUCAUGUUCUCUCCGGCGAUAGCAAUGAUGUACAACAACUGUCUACCGAUGAUACGGCCAAAGGAGAGCCAACUGUACAAACCCUUUCCAAUGACUCGUCAAGCAGUGAAUCCUCGAAGUCUCCGCCCGUCACCGCCGAAGACAUUUUGCCCAUUGUUUCCACUAAUAACGAGACAAACGGUGGGAGCGAUGAAUCAGUUAAUAAUAUUACGACUGGUGAGGGAUCGGUGGCCACCAGUGGUACGCAAAUUAAUGGUCAACAAGUAGUGGCAACCAAUGGACAGAACACCGCACCAGUGAAUGGACAGCCAUUGAACGGCAAUAAUAACGGAAACGGCUAUAUAAGUAACGGCGCGACUAUCGGCCAAACCAAGGAGUCGGUGGUCAUACGACUGUCCAAUCGGAUUAAAGCACUCGAAGUGAAUCUGUCGUUGAGUUCGCAAUAUUUGGAACAAUUGAGUCAAAGGUAUCGCAAACAGAUGGAGGAAAUGCAGAAGGCGUUCAAUAUCACCAUCAGUAAACUCAAUGACACCAAUAUUAGAGCUGCCGAAAGACUAUGA